Messenger RNA from Iphiclides podalirius (scarce swallowtail), 570 nucleotides. NCBI's taxonomy places the organism in Eukaryota, Metazoa, Arthropoda, Insecta, Lepidoptera, Papilionidae. The record is from the annotation of a GenBank genome assembly.
AUGCUGUGCCGCUGGCGCCGCCCUGCGCGCCACACGCUACAGCCGCACGGCCCGCCCCGCCCCUCGCACCGCCCCUCCGCCCGCCGCCCCUCGCCGCACCCCUCGAACGCGCAUCCGACGGCGGGGGCGGGGGCGGGGGGGAGCGCGCCGCUGCAACACGCGCGCGCACCAAUCGGCGCAUUGGGGCGGGGGAGGGGGAAGGGGGGGGGGGUGGGGCUACGAAACGACCGGGGCGACGGCGCGCACGAGACGAGCGCCGUCGGCUCGUUCCUCCCGCGGCCGCUUGGACAGUUCUGUCGCAAAUGGCCGCGGGAGGAGGGUUGCCACGUUGCGCCCUCGUCUCGCGCGCCCACCGUUGCCGGUGGCGGCAGGGCACACGCAACACACAAGAUCGCCGGCCAGAAUGAGCUGCCGCUACGGGCCACGCACUCGAUGCGGACACGUCAAGCGGCGUGCGACAUUACGGAGCGAUCGCUCCACCAACGGAUGCCAGCUGGAAACAUUAGGCGGCCCCUUGCGUCGUAUACCACACGCCGGAACAAUGCGGAGCGAUCGAGGGACGUGUACAUA